Molecule: messenger RNA, 3651 nt
Organism: Penicillium brevicompactum
Lineage: Eukaryota; Fungi; Ascomycota; Eurotiomycetes; Eurotiales; Aspergillaceae
Exons: 2
Coding region: 1-3651 (1216 amino acids)
Biological process (GO): ubiquitin recycling; proteasome-mediated ubiquitin-dependent protein catabolic process
Cellular component (GO): nucleus; cytoplasm
Molecular function (GO): ubiquitin binding
Source: RefSeq, a predicted model, not a curated record
AUGGAUGGAGCACAGGCCAGCGUCCACAUGGGAAAUAUAAUCACAUACCCCUCGUGUGCGCACGCCCGUAGUGAACUAUUAUUACUCGCCAAAGAUGCCCUAUUCAAUGCUUCUAGCAAUGAUCUCCCAGGUUGCUAUGAAAACACACGCGUUCAGGUCUUGGGCGAUAUUCAUCAAUGGAUUCAUGGAGAAGAAGGACACGUUUUCUGGUUACAUGGCUUUGCUGGCGCUGGCAAAUCCACUAUUGCAAGAGAGAUUGCCCGACACUACUACAAGAAAGAGGACCAGAAACCACUCUGGACUGCGACCUUUUUUUUCUCACGGGACAAACCCGACGUUUCUCAUGCAAAAUUAUUUGUCACCACAAUUGCCAAGCAACUUGAGCGAUUUCCACAAUUUAAAACCCAGCUUGAAAACUCUAUGUUCGGUCCAGAAAUCUCCAACCUAUCCCUGCGGUAUCAAUGGGAAUUGCUUAUCCUGGAUCCCUUAUCAAGGCUAGACACCAAGUCUACAACCCUACUUCUCAUUGUGAUUGAUGCACUUGAUGAGUGUCAUGAUGAGGACAUACAAAAUGUUCUUAACGUCAUCAAAUCUACUUCCGGGUUUAACCAAGCCCGUCUGCGGUUUCUUGUCACGAGCAGACAUGAAAGAAACAUCUCAUUUACUCCUGAGACUCGACGGUGUGAUCUACAGAGCUUGUCUGUAGAAGGAGAUAUUCAGACGUUUCUCAAGGGCAGUUUACCUUCCUUAGCUGAGACAGAAAUCAACGCCCUGGCGAAGACAGCCGGGGGCUCGUUCCUCUCUGCUGCAACUGCUAGUCGUUACAUUGGUCAUUCAGACUAUCACAAACUGGGUAUCCCACAACGACUGAAAGAUAUUCUUGACAACCACGGGGAUUCUGAGACCGUGAAAGAAUUGGACAAGAUAUAUUUAACCGUGCUUAAAUCCUCCAUUCGCGGUAACAAUGAUGCGGCGAGGAAAAGAUUGUACGCUGAGAUAAAACCGUUACUUGGCAGUAUCAUGGUGUUAUUUUCUUCACUUUCUUUGGGAUCCUUGAGCAAAUUGCUUGGACGACGAACUGAAAAUGUGCGCGAUAUCAUGGAGUACUAUCGUGCCAUCAUUGAUCUUCCGGAAGACGGCUCCAGAUCUCUCCGCAUACAUCACACUUGCCUCUCCGAAUUUCUGUUUAAUGAAGAGAGAUCUGGGAAGUCGAGAUUUUAUGUCAAUUAUGAGGAGACUCAUAAGGAGAUGGCAGGGCACUGCAUACGAGUCAUGCGUGGAAACCUGAAGCAAAACAUCUGUGGUUGCGUGAACUCGGGUGUUCUUAUUAGCGAGAUGAAGGAAACUUUUCUUGCUCCUGAAGUGGAAUAUGCCUGUUGUUACUGGAUACAGCACCUGAUACAUAGCGGGAGCCAGGGGAUCGAGUCAGUCAAGCUCUUGCCAUUUCUUAAAGGCUAUUUCCUCUAUUGGCUGGAGGCAAUGAGCGUUUUGAGAAAGACAUCUGAAGCUGCGAGAGCAGUCAGGGAGAUAUGCUCAUUCUUAAGUGACCGAAAGGGUACAGAAAUAUCAAAAUUCCUCCUUGAUGCCAAUCGACUAGUCCUCAAGAAUCGACCCCUGUAUGAGACUGCACCUCUUCAGAUGUAUUCUUCAGGGCUCAUGUUUUGUCCCAAGAGCUCUAUUCUGAAAAGAACAUUUGACACCGAUCUGUACAAGCUAAGAAAAGUGGAGGGGACAUGGAAUACAGAGCUACAAACUUUGGAGGGCCACGGCCAUUGGAUCACUUCUAUUGCUAUUUCCCCCGGUCUUCAUACUCAACUACUAGCAUCUGGCGCUCACGAUUACACAGUGAAGAUGUGGGAUCCUCAUACAGGCGAGCUACGUUGGAGUCGCGAGAGACAUACUGGUUCUGUCAACACUGUCGCCUUUUCGCCUGAUGGUGAGCUUUUAGCAUCUGGAUCUGCUGAUAAGACCAUCAUACUCUGGGCUUCUAGAACAGGGUCUCCGACCCAUACGUUUGUGGAAAAUUUGGGUUCUGUUACAUCUGUCGCAUUCUCGCCUAUUCCUGAUCCUCCGCUAUUAGCAUCUGGCUUCGGUGAUCAGAAGGUUGUUAAAAUCUGGAAUUACAGGACGUUUCGGUCACAUACGCAACUCAAAGGCCAUCAUGUCAUUUCUGCAGCCUUUUCGCCUAACCCCAAGUUCCAGCUGCUAGCAGUCGGCUCUCGUGAUUCGACUAUUGUACUUUGGGAUUACAACAUAGACAGCAUUGUCAAAAUUCUCAGGGGCCAUAAGAGUCAUGUUACAUCGGUGGCUUUUUUGCCUAGCUCUGAUACUCAGCUUUUGGCAUCUGGCUCUCAGGAUAAGACCAUUAAAAUUUGGGAUUACAGUACAGGCGAGCUACGUCACACACUCCCUGGUCAUUCUCAGAAGGUCAGCUCUGUUGGCUUCUCAUCUAGUCUUGACACUCAGCUAUUGGUUUCUGGCUCUCAGGAUAAGACCAUUAAAAUCUGGGAUUACUGCACUGGCGAACUGUAUUGGACACUCAAUCUCCACUCCGAGCCUGUCAACUCAGUUUUUUUCUCACCCAAUUGCGAUACCCAACUACUAGCAUCUGGCUCCGAUGAUAAGUCCAUCAAGCUAUGGCACCUCGGUAUGAUUGAGCGGGACGAGCCCUCUCAAAGUGACCAUGUUGGCAAUCUUUCCACUCUAACUUUCUCGUCUACCGGUCAUAGACUUGCAUCCUGUGCUUACGACCAGAAUGUUAAGAUAUGGGAUCCUAGUACAGGAGAGUUAUGUCAUAUACUAAAGGGCCAUUCUGAUCAAGUUAACUCUAUUGCUUUCGCACCUGGUCCUGACAGCCAUUUGCUAGCAUCUGGCUCUUGUGAUAGAUCUGUUAAGCUCUGGAAUGCUGACACAGGUAACCUUCUUCAUUCUCUAGAGGGGCAUUCUGGUUCGGUUAACUCAAUUGCUUUCUCGCCUACUGGUCAUCUAUUAGCAUCUGGCUCUCAUGAUCGAACUGUUGCAAUCUGGCUUCUUGAUGCCCGCAAACCAGAGCAGAGCAUUUUAUACCAUAACCUGUCCGGCCAUUGUGAUCAAAUUAACAUUGUCACAUUCUCGCCUAAUACCAGGUUUCUAUCAUCUGGCUCUCAUGAUAAAACCAUCAAAGUCUGGGAUUCCAGAUUAGGCACUCUUGUCUAUAAUCUGACGCACCAUACGAACAAAAUUACCUGCAUCAACUUUUCACCUGAUGGUCUUAUUCUGGCAUCUGGCUCUGAUGAUCAUGACCAUACUGUUAAUCUCUGGGAUCUUGAUACAGGAAACCUUCGCAAAAGUCUUGAAGGUCACAGUGCCUCAGUCAGCUCUGUUGUUUUCUCACCCGACGGUAAACUGCUAGCAUCUUGUUCUUGUGAUAUGACUACCAUACUUUGGGAUCUUGGCUCUGAUAGAUUGUCUCAAUCCCUUGACAAUCAUUCUGGUUUUGUUUGGUCUGAACGGAACUUUGGUGUAUCCAUUCAAGACACCCAGUGGAUAUAUUAUGAAGGUGAAAGAAGGCUAUGGCUUCCCACAGAAUACCGGAAAACAUUCCUGGCAUUGAAGGGUAGUGUGCUUGCCUUUGGUAAUUCCCGUGGACGGGUUUCAUUCAUUUCGAUCUAA